AUGAGCACUAUCAGCAGCAGUUCGCAGCAGUCGACGCUUCACUUUGUGUUGCCAUCCGUGGCCGUGCUCGGCACCUGCCUGGCGCCGGCGAUCCUGGUGGCCGUCGCACGGCGACCAGGCUCGCAAUUGGGGGAGGAGGCCAGGAAUACGGUGGUCAAGCCGCUGUCACUGCUCUCUUUGCUGAUCAUCCUGCUCUGCUGUGUCUUCCUCCUGUCAAACUACAGUGUCAGCAACCUUUAUCUCUUCGCCGUGUACAGCCUACUCUUGGCUUUGGCAAACCUUUUAGCUGACCGACUGGUCAGGCAGAAGGUCUGGCCAUUCCUGGCCGUCUGGCACUUCUUUAACCUGCUGAACUUGUUUGGUGGCGGCGUGAGUCUGCUGCAGCCAUACAGGUCUGGCACGGAAGGCCUGAUACCCACGAUCUUCAAGAUCUCCGGGCAGUUCGGUGGCGAGUGCCCGACUGGCACUUUCAAGGUCGACUGGUGCGACGAUGCUUGGAUCGCUUUCCAGAUGAUUGUGGCUUUCAUCUUCCUGGCACUGCACAUUUCGGCCUUCUUUAUUGUCCUCUACCGCUGCGUGCCGAUGGCUGGACCUUCGCCCGCGCGGGAGGAGGCGGCCGCGUCGCUGGUCGACAGCAGCGAGGUGGCCAACAGCACGGCCGGCGCACAGCCUUUCUGA
Symbiodinium sp. CCMP2456 is the source of this 678-nucleotide messenger RNA. The record is from the annotation of a GenBank genome assembly. Lineage: Eukaryota; Dinophyceae; Suessiales; Symbiodiniaceae.